Messenger RNA from Perognathus longimembris pacificus (Pacific pocket mouse), 2058 nucleotides. RefSeq names its product decapping mRNA 1A (gene Dcp1a). Gene Ontology annotation, biological process: deadenylation-dependent decapping of nuclear-transcribed mRNA; positive regulation of catalytic activity; deadenylation-independent decapping of nuclear-transcribed mRNA. Gene Ontology annotation, molecular function: mRNA binding; enzyme activator activity. The coding region runs from base 39 to 1844 and encodes 601 amino acids. Gene Ontology annotation, cellular component: P-body. The record is from RefSeq and is a predicted model, not a curated record. Lineage: Eukaryota; Metazoa; Chordata; Mammalia; Rodentia; Heteromyidae. The transcript is spliced from 10 exons.
GUUGGGAGGGCGGACGGGGCUGGGGGAACUGUGCCUGGAUGGAAUCUUCCGGCUCACGGCUCCGCCCCCGCCGAAGGGGCUCGGCUCCGAGAUUCAAGAUGGAGUCGCCGAGUAGGGUUGGGCAGGAGAUGAGUCUGGCGGCCCUGAAGCAGCACGACCCCUACAUCACCAGCAUUGCCGACCUCACAGGCCAGGUCGCUCUGUACACCUUCUCCCCCAAAGCUAACCAGUGGGAGAAAACUGAUAUAGAAGGGACCCUAUUUGUAUAUCGAAGGUCAGCUUCGCCUCAUCAUGGUUUUACCAUUGUAAAUCGACUGAAUAUGCACAACCUAGUUGAACCAGUGAAUAAAGAUUUGGAAUUUCAGCUCCAUGAACCAUUUCUUCUAUACAGAAAUGCAAGCUUGUCAAUAUACAGUAUCUGGUUUUAUGACAAGAAUGACUGUCAUCGAAUUGCAAAACUCAUGGCUGAUGUGGUAGAAGAGGAGACUCGAAGAUCACAGCAGGCUGCUCGAGAUAAACCGAGUCCCAGCCAGGCCAAUGGCUGCAGCAACCAGAGGCCCAUCGACAUCCUUGAGAUGCUGAGCAGAGCGAAGGAUGAGUAUGAGAGGAAUCAGAUGGGUGACUCAAAUAUCUCUAGCCCUGGAUUACAACCAAGCACUCAGCUCUCCAAUCUGGGAAGCAUUGAGACUCUAGAAGAGACACCCUCUGGAUCACAAGAUAAGCCUGCUGCAUCUGGACACAAACAUCUGACAGUGGAAGAGCUGUUUGGAACAUCUUUACCAAAGGAACAGCCAGCAGUUAUGGGUCUGGAUUCAGAAGAAGUGGAGAAGCUACCAGGAGAAGCAUCCCAGAAAGAAUCCAGCUCCUUCCUCCCAUUUCCCUUUGAUCAGUCAGGAGUCCCUCAGUCAGAAAACCUGGGUGUCCAUUCAGCCACCCACCAUGUUAUCCAGCCUGAAGUCACCACUCCGGUGCUAAUCACUCCAGCCUCCAUCACACAGUCUGGAGAAAAGCAUGCCCCAAGCUAUGCCAUCCCCUUGAGUCCUGUUCUCAGUCCCACUCUACCAGCAGAAGUCCCUAGCACACAGGUUCCCUCCAGCUUACCUCGAAACAGCACCAUGAUGCAGGCAGUGAAGACCACACCUAGACAGAGGUCUCCACUCCUGAACCAGCCAGUCCCUGAACUAAGUCACUCCAGUCUAAUAGCCAGCAAAAGCCCUUUCAGAGCUCCACUGAGCAUGACAAACACGGCUGCUACAUCCCUCCCAAGCAUUGAUCUUCUCCAGAAACUCAGGUUGACCCCACAGCAUGACCAAAUACAGACACAGCCACUUGGGAAAGGUGCAGUGGCACCCAGCUUUUCUCCAGCAGCCGGCCAGCUGGCCACACCUGACAGCUUCAUAGAGCCUCCCUGUAAGGCAGCAGCAGCAAGAGCAACAGCCUCAGCCUCCUUGAGCAACAUGGUGCUUGCUCCCCUCCAGUCUAUGCAGCAAAACCAGGAUCCUGAAGUAUUUGCCCAGCCUAAGGUGUUGUCCAGUGCCAUCCCGGUUGCAGGCCCUCCACUGGUUACCGCAACAACCACUGCAGUAGCUUCAGUCCUGCUGGCCCCAAGUGUUUUCCAGAACACAGCUCCAAGGUCUGCAGACCUAGAGAGGAAAGCAGGCCCCCCGUCUCCCCUCACUGUUACAACCCCAGAAAAUCAGAAAAAGCCUUCCAUUAUUCUCAGCAAGUCUCAGCUCCAGGAUACAUUGAUACAUCUAAUAAAGAAUGAUUCCAGCUUCCUCAGUACACUUCAUGAAGUUUACUUGCAGGUUCUGAACAAGAACAACGACAACCAUAAUCUAUGACUGUCAUGGAGUAAACCUGGAGUCAAAAGGGUCAGCCCCACAAAUAGGCUUCAUUAUGGAAACCUGUUUCUGAGUGGAAAAUGGAGUUUUGAGAAUCCUGAAAUUGAGCCUAUGAGAAAGAUACUCUCACGCCUUUGAAUGUUUUCCAAGUGACAUUCUCAGUGAUAAUGGAGGUUUCACUGUGAAGCAUCACCAGCAGACCUUUGUUUUGACA